Bacidia gigantensis is the source of this 1527-nucleotide messenger RNA. RefSeq names its product ammonium transporter Amt1 (gene AMT1). Gene Ontology annotation, molecular function: ammonium channel activity. Gene Ontology annotation, biological process: ammonium transmembrane transport. NCBI's taxonomy places the organism in Eukaryota, Fungi, Ascomycota, Lecanoromycetes, Lecanorales, Ramalinaceae. Bases 1 to 1527 code for a protein of 508 amino acids. Gene Ontology annotation, cellular component: plasma membrane. The record is from RefSeq and is a predicted model, not a curated record. The transcript has 5 exons.
AUGGCCAACAACCGCAUGGACGGCAUGGAUGGGAUGGAUCUCAACAGCCUCAACUAUACACAGCUAAUCCCUUACAAUGAGACUGCGGCGACAGGCGGAGAUUCGUUAACACAAGAUCUCAAUGUCCAUUAUCAGUCCGGCGAUAUCGCCUGGAUGCUUGCAUCCACCGCCCUCGUACUUCUCAUGAUUCCGGGAGUUGGUUUCUUCUAUUCCGGCCUUGCGCGACGGAAAUCCGCCUUGUCCUUGAUAUGGCUCUCGAUGAUGGCAGUAGGCGUGACGUCCUUCCAGUGGUUCUUCUGGGGCUACUCGCUGUCGUUCUCCCAUACCGCCGGUAAAUUCAUUGGGGAUCUAGAAAAUAUUGGCUUGCGGAACACCCUGGCGCAGCCGAGUGUGGGGAGCAAGAAAAUACCUGAUCUACUGUUUGCCGUGUACCAGGGCAUGUUUGCCAGUAUUACGGUCGCCUUAGCCAUGGGUGCUGUUGCAGAAAGAGGCCGCAUGCUUCCUUGCGUUAUUUUCAUGUUUAUUUGGUCGACGGUUAUAUACGACGCAAUUGCGUGCUGGACUUGGAACCCUGCGGGAUGGUCUUAUCAAAUGGGAGGCCUAGACUUUGCCGGUGGCACACCGGUGCAUAUUUCUUCUGGCUCGACAGCACUCGCGUACUCUCUCAUGCUUGGGAAAAGACGAGGUCAUGGCACACAUGAACUGAACUUUCGUCCCCACAAUGUCACUCAGGUCAUCGUUGGCACCGUCUUCUUGUGGGUAGGAUGGUUUGGCUUCAAUGCUGGCUCGGCAUUGAGUGCAAGUCUACGCUCCGUUAUGGCGGCCGUUGUAACGAAUCUUGCAGCUAGUGUUGGCGGAGUCACUUGGUGUUUACUCGACUAUCGGCUUGAAAGGAAAUGGUCAGCUGUCGGGUUCUGCUCUGGCGUCGUUGCUGGUCUAGUCGCCAUCACACCAGGCUCUGGAUACGUACCAGCCUGGUCCGCCGUUGUAUACGGUGUAGUAGCUGGCUCCGCUUGCAAUUACGCUACAAAGCUCAAGUUUCUACUCGGCAUCGACGAUGCGCUCGAUAUCUUUGCGGUUCAUGCCAUCGGUGGUCUCGUUGGCAACCUGUGCACAGGAUUGUUUGCCGCAGACUACAUAGCUCACCUUGACGGCUUCACAGUCAUCAAAGGCGGAUGGCUCAAUCACCACUGGAUUCAAUUAGCAUAUCAGCUUGCCGAUUCCGUCGCCGGAUUCGCUUAUGCUUUUGGCGGUUCCUGCCUGAUACUUUUUGUCAUGAACCUUAUACCCGGGUUGAAACUCCGCGCGAGUGAGGAAGCAGAGGUGCUCGGCAUGGAUGAUGCAGAAAUCGGCGAAUUUGCCUACGAUUACGUUGAGCUGACCAGAGACGUCAUCAAUGGCGAUGCUCUUGGAGACACAGACAUGUUAAGCAAAUACAGCGGGGAUGAGGGAAGCGUGAUAGGGAAUCAUGAGAAAAGUUAUACUGGGCGAAGUGAUGAAGAGGCUCUGAAUGGACGAUUGAGGUGA